GGCGGCCGCUGCGGGCACUGCAGCCGCGCGGCGCAGAGGGAGGCGGCCGAUCAAGAUGGCGGCGCGCGUGCUGCUGCGGCGGAGUCUGGCGGGAUCCUCCGCCGUGAGGCGCCUCCCGCCCCGCGGCCCGGCCCUCAGGGGGCUGGGAUCUUCAGCUAACAGACCUCGUGAAGACAGUUGGUUAAAAUCACUCUUUGUUCGCAAAGUGGAUCCAAGGAAAGAUGCUCACUCCAACCUUCUAGCCAAAAGAGAGACCAGCAGUCUGUAUAAACUACAGAUUCACAAUGUAAAGCCAGAAUGUCUAGAUGCCUACAACAAGCUCUGUCAAGAGGUGCUGCCAAAGAUUCAUGAAGAAAAACACUACCCAUGUGCACUGGUGGGGACUUGGAACACGUGGUACGGAGAGCAAGAUCAGGCUGUUCAUCUGUGGAGGUACGAGGGAGGCUACCCAGCUCUCAAUGAGGUCAUGAGUAAACUUCGUCAAAAUAAGGAAUUCACAGAGUUUCGCAAAGAAAGAGGCAACAUGCUUCUCUCUCGCAAGAACCAGUUAUUGUUGGAGUUCAGCUUCUGGAAUGAACCUGUUCCCAGAGAGGGGCCGAAUAUCUAUGAACUGAGAUCCUACCAACUUCGACCCGGAACAAUGAUUGAGUGGGGAAAUUACUGGGCUCGUGCAAUCCGUUUCCGACAGGAUAAUAACGAAGCAGUUGGAGGAUUUUUCUCACAGAUCGGACAGCUGUAUAUGGUUCAUCACCUUUGGGCUUACAAAGACCUCCAAACCAGAGAAGAUAUAAGGAACGCUGCGUGGCAUAAACCUGGCUGGGAUGAACUAGUCUAUUACACAGUGCCCCUUAUUCAGGAAAUGGAGUCCAGAAUCAUGAUCCCAUUGAAGAUUUCUCCGCUUCAGUAAAGUCACUGAUUUACUUGUGCCUAUGUAGAUAAAGUGACAAGUAUUUGUCUUAAAUUAAUUUAUGGUAUACAUUGUAUAUCAUAGUCUGAAAUAUAAAAGUACUGUAUUGAGCUUAUAAAAGAGACCUCUUUUCUUCAGAAUCUAAUGACCUUUUUGCUCUUAGGAUUGUACCAGGAAAAAAAAAGGCAUACAGGACUGUAAUUAAAAGGUUGGUUAGUUGAAAACAAGGAGAAAGGUAUACAUACGAGUUUCUCUGUGAGACAGCUCCUCAGGUUCAGCACGGCAGACGGUAUUUCAUAUCUCCUGCUCCACAGAUAGUGCCCGGCGCUGGAAAACAGCAGCAGGAUGGAGCACACGGGUGCUGUGGCCUUUGUGUGGCACUGUAAUGACUGCCAAUUUUAAAGCCAAACAAAAUGAGCAGCUCUGAAGCCCCCGGGCAGCUCUGAAAUACACCCGGCUGUUGUAGAGGCCUGAAAUCAGUGAGCAGCUCCAAACUGACAAAGAGGCAGUGGUUAAUUGAGGGCAAUACUGUUUGUCAGGCGAUGGCUUCUGGACAGGGUAGGCUGUUCCCUUUUGGCAAGGACCAAAGCCUGUUGCCACUCACCGCACGCUUGUGUAGAUAUCUACACCUGGAAUUAACUCUGAAAUGAUUUACUGCCUUUAUUUGAAGUGUGACCUGCGGUUUUCAGAGAGAUGCUGACACGACGCGGUUGUCUGAACAUUCUGCCGGGAAUGGAAUUCAUUUAAAUACGUUUAUCUUUACAAAUAACGUCUAGGAAAAGGGGUUUAAUUUCAUAAGCCAUCAUGACUUCAGACAUAUGCUUGGUCGAGUGUUUCCCUAACUGUACAGUAGGUACUUGCAAAUUGAUGUGUGAAACUGCUGCAUGUUGGGUCGAUAGGAUUGGCAUCAAGCGGUGUGCCCUUAUGUCCAGUUCUACUUCGGUUUCACUUUUAGUCUAGACCGUAUCAACACUUUUGGUGUCUGCAAUGAUGUGAACAUCCUGUAAGUGAAAAUACUCUUCGCUCUUUCAAGUGGCUACAAGAAUCAGUGUAACAUAUUGAAUGUACAAAUCAGUUCCAGAAUGUCCAGUUUGUACAUUUCAACCAGUUUUCAGGAAGAACACAUAUCGGUCAAUAAAAUCCUUUUAAUUUUCA
Cuculus canorus (common cuckoo) is the source of this 2062-nucleotide messenger RNA. RefSeq names its product nipsnap homolog 2 (gene NIPSNAP2). Lineage: Eukaryota; Metazoa; Chordata; Aves; Cuculiformes; Cuculidae. The record is from RefSeq and is a predicted model, not a curated record. Gene Ontology annotation, cellular component: mitochondrion. The transcript has 10 exons. Bases 56 to 907 code for a protein of 283 amino acids.